Messenger RNA from Bufo gargarizans (Asiatic toad), 5264 nucleotides. It is a transcript of the gene CFAP74, whose product is annotated as cilia and flagella associated protein 74. The transcript has 39 exons. The record is from RefSeq and is a predicted model, not a curated record. Bases 99 to 5141 code for a protein of 1680 amino acids. NCBI's taxonomy places the organism in Eukaryota, Metazoa, Chordata, Amphibia, Anura, Bufonidae.
GCCGCAGCCUGCAGAGACCCGGAUGAAAACAGAAACUUACUGUAGAUACAACUUCUCCAGCUUCAUAUUUCCAGGUGAAAUAUAUUAUAUUAAGAAAUAUGUCACUAGAUAUGGAUGAUUCCGUUGUUUCUGAAAGUCCACAAGAUGAAGCAGAGAUGGUGUCAUAUUUAGAAGAGGAAAACCUCCCAGAUUACCUCUGGACUCAAGAGGAGCACAUUAAAGAUGAUGACUAUACUUUUGGAGACACAAUGGAAAGAAAUCGCCUAGAAGAUGCCGCUGCUGAAAUAAGUGACAGCUUUGAUUCUGAAUCUAACUGGUCCAGUGAACAGUUUACUGAUCGGGAUGAGAUGAUGAAUCGACGCGUCGAUAAUGUUCAGGCCUUCAGACUACGGAAAAAGCUAAACCAGCUGGACAUUUUUCAACAGGAAAAAGAACUAAUGAUUCAGAAAGUCAGGGAAGAACUGAAGUCAUGUCAGGAAAGAAUCGAGGCUCUGGAACAACAAAAGUCUAGUGUGGAGAUGGAUAUUCAGAGCGAACAGAAGACUCAUAACAUGGCGGCGGUUUUCCGUCUGAGAGCUCUGCAUAAACGACUGAGCAGCGAGCUGUUCAAUGAGGAAGACGUGAAGACAAAGAUUGCCGGCAUCCUGACGGAUAACGAGUAUGAUCUCUGGCACAUUGAAGUGGAACAAGGAAAAUUUACCAGUCUUCGUGAGAGGCUUGAACAAGAUGAAGAAGUCUUAGAGAGAGAGCGCAAAGACUUGGCGGAGCAGCGAGCUCUGAGGGAGAAAAUGUCACUUACUCUGGCAGAGCGUAAAAAACAGACCGAAAAAGAGCAAGAGAUUAAGCAGUUAAAGGAACGGGAACAGCAAUAUCGUAAAGCUGUGGAGGAGGCUCAGAAGAAUCAUGAAAAAGCUGUUCAGUUUCUCAAGGAAACUAUGGCACGGGUUCAUGUGAUUGAGGCUGAAAAAGAGCGGAAAAGCAGAGAAGACAUGGAGAAGAGGAUGCAAGCUGUACUCUCUCUGAAGAACAACAUCUCUUCAAACCGGGAAAACCUGCGUGUGGCUGAGUCUAGGAACAAAGCGCAGGCUGUGCUGGCUAAAAGACAAGAGACGCUGGAGAAAGAAGCUGUGCUAGCCAAAGGAGGAGAUGUUACAAAGUUUAUCGUGCACAAGAAGAGGCUUCAAGAGUAUGAAAGGAGAAAAAAAGAGUUUGAAGAGUCACAGAAAAUAAGGAAGCAAGAAAUUGUAAGUCGGAUCUUACAAGAGGAAUCCAGCCAAGGAAAACAAAAAAGACAAGCCUCUUUAGUAAUGAACAAGAUCCAGGAGCAUGGCAGACUGCGAGCCAAAGCAUUGCAGUAUAUCCAGUCAGCCAUAGUGACAGAGCCAGCGGACGACCAGGAGCUGACGCAUAAGUGGCGUUCCCCCUCCCCUCCAUCAUCUGAUGAAGAGGACAGAUCCCUAGCCGCGCGUCCUCCUUAUCUGUCACCAAGAUUUUCAUAUGAAUCUGAAGAAGAAAGUGAAAACUUGGUUCAACCAGAGUUCAGAGGAUUAUGGAAUGAAGACCCAAAACCCUAUAAGGUACCAAACGAUGACAUAGGCACCAAGCCUCUAGGGGGCAGUAAAAUGGAAAAAGAAAUUAUGACUGAAACCCUAAGGAAGCUUCAGAAUGGCAUUGUCGAAAAGCAGGUGGUCUCUGGACAUGAGUUUAAAGGCUGUCCAUUUUAUAGCAAACCAAAGAUGAUCCAUUUCAAGGACCUUGAUGUGGGUAAGACAUAUAGGAAAAAAAUCACUCUGACAAAUGCAUCCUAUACGAUUAAUUUCUGCAAACUAGUGGGAGUGAGUGAUCAUCUGAAGGAUUUCAUCACCAUCCAGUUUGACCCUCCUGGACAGAUGUCUGCUGGAAUGUCAUGUGAAAUGAUUGUAAUAUUUAAACCGAUGAUUAAUGAAGAUCUUGACGGAGAAGUGAUGAUGCUGGCUCAGACUGGUCCCUUUUCUGUUCCUGUUAAGUGCACAACUAAGAAGUGUGAGAUGGCCAUAGAUAAGAAAUGUAUAGAUUUUGGCAUGCAUGUUAUCGGAGAGACAGUGACCCAGUACAUCACACUGACAAACAGAGGAGCUCUUGGGACAAGGUUUUCUGUAAAGCAGAUCACACAAGCUAAUGAUGUACAGAAGACACCUCCAGAUGUUUCCUCUGAAGACAGGAUGCCUACAGCUUCAGCUGGCAACAUUUCCCCAGAUGGAGAUGUUCAGUUCUCUCCAGAACUGUCUGAUCUUAGCACUGAGAGCCCAAAGUCGGCCCAAGAAGACAUAGUGUGUGAAAGAACCAGUCCUGAGAGAGCGGGUGCCAAGAGCCCAAAGGGCCAUACACGUUCUACAAUAGAAAGUGUUAGUCAAGAACCUCCUCAAGAUUUACUGGAAACUUCUCUAGAGGUAGCUGCCGAUAUUAAACUGGGCGAGGGGACAGAUGGAGAUUUAGGACCUUUUUCCUCUGUUAGCAUACCAGUCAUGUUUACUCCGACCUUUCCAGAAAAAUCAAGCUCAUUGUUUGAGAUUACCUUCGAAAACCAAAACUGUAAAACUAUUCCUGUGACAGCCCUAGGGUCGGCAAUUGAUGUUCCCGUGUAUGUUCCAAAUUCUAAUAUUGACCUGAAGAUCUGCAUGUAUGACCGUCUCUAUCAGGACAGCAUUGUCAUUAAAAACAGAGCAACGACAGCCCUUCGUUUAAAGUUUGAGGUCUGCAAAGAACUAAGGAACCACAUGGAGUUGCUUCCAAAGACUGGCUUCAUCCAAGCUCAGUCUUCUUUCAGUGUUCAGCUCAAGUUUUUACCAAGGCACUCGCUCUCGCAGGAUGCCCAUGCCUAUUUUGAUAAAGAAACUGGAGUAUUGGAGGCUCCGUUAACAAUAUCGGUAGUUGAUCAGACUCGACCUGUUUCCUUCACUGUUCAUGCGGUGGUGACCACAUCUGAUUUGGAAAUCAGUCCAAAAGAAGUGAAUUUUGGUCACUGUACCAUCUAUGAAGCAGUUCAGGCUUCCAUUCAACUUUCAAACAAGUCCAUUCUGCCCCAAGAAUUUGGUUUUAUGGGAAUUCCAGAGUAUGUAGAUAUUCAGCCAAAUGACGGCUUUGGAACAAUUCUUCCCUUGGAAACAAUUACACUGGAUGUAAUACUGAAGGCGCCGAAAGCUGGAGAAUAUCAUUUUGACCUCACUUGCAAAUCGGCCAUUAAUAGACCAUUCAAGAUCUCUUGUAAAGCCAUUGGUGUCCAUCCACCUCUGGAGCUAUCGCAUUCCUGGGUUCAAUUCCCCGCCACAGCUUUAAAUGACACCUCCACUGCAACCAUAUAUGUUGUCAAUUCACAUACAAGUUCUAAUGAGUUCACGCAUCCCGUACCAAGGAUUGGCAAGGGCGAGAUUGCACCAGUUGGGCCUACUUCUUUUCAGUUCCAGUUGCCUGAAGAUUCUCCCAUCACCAUAUCACCAUCAGUUGGAACAGUUUUUCCUGGAAAGAGGUGCAUGAUCCAGGUAUCCUUUAAACCAAUUCUUCUGGAUCAGGAAAUUAGGGCAGAAGCUGUGCGGAUGGUUCGUCGAGCAUUCGAAACAAAGGCGCUUCUAGACAAGCCAGCAGAGCCAGCAGUGGAAAGUGAAAACUUGAGCAAGAAGGAGAGACGAGACGUUUCCUCAAAGAAAGAUAAGAGAAAACAACUGGCCUCUCCUAAGCAGGUUCAAAAGGAGAAGUCAGUGAAGUCAGCAGAUUGUGCCCGGAUGGAGUUACCCAAGAUAGAAGAUAUCAAAGUGGACUCUGACGAAUAUGCAGCUGCCAGAGUCUCCAUCUACCAAAGGUUUAUGGGAAAGUUUGAGAAGUAUAUAAUACCAUGCUUCAUUGCCGGCUGUGAUGUCAGCAAAAGGAAAGCUGAAGAAAGUCUAAAUUUCAGCGCACACAAUACCCUGUAUCUUGAGCUUCACUGUCCUGCGAUAGCGCCACCUUUAAUUGUCAGUUCUGAAAAUGGACGCCAUCUCAUUAGCUUUGGAGAGGUCGCAAUAGGUCAACGGGUAGUAAAGAGAGUAACAUUACAAAACAUUUCCUCUGAGCCUGUGGAACCUCGUUUCUCUAUUUUAAAUCCCUGUGGUCCUUUUGUGUUGCUCAAUCCUGUUGGCAUUGUGGAACCUGGAGCGAAGUGCCGCCUUCUGAUUGCCUUUUCACCUGAGGAUGACAAAACUUUCUUUGAAAAUCUGGAGGUGCGCACUCAGCAAGCAAUUCUUACAUUGGGAAUUAAGGGCCGUGGCUUAGCCCCCUUCCUGUCCUGUUCACUGGAGGCAGGAGUGCUAAACAUGGGAUAUGUUUUAGUUAAAGAUAGCGCUACAUCAACAUUUAAGUUACACAACACAUCCGCAGUGCCUGUGAAUUACUGCAUCAAACUGGGGAGUCUGUCAGUGACCCAGUAUGAGGAAAUGCAAAAACUUCCAACUUUCAUUACUUCGCGGAAAUCGGCAGCCAGUUUUGUCGGCCCUCAGAAUUACAAUGGACGUAGCGUUUUCAGUGUGACUCCUGUAGAGGGCAUCAUCCAACCUGAGAAAACACAAGACUUCACAGUGGCUUUCAUGCCAGACCACGAGAGCGCACUGUACUCCGAUAUCCUCACGGUGGAGCUCUUCGGCAAGCAUAUAGCACACACCAUCGACCUGAAGGGAGUAGCCAGAAAUCACAUUAUGUUUGUUGAAGGUGGCGAUCCCAUAGAUGUUCCCACUGACUCUCUCAGCAUAGUCCCAGUAAAUGACGAAGAAUCAGCCGAAACUGUGAGUUCACUUCUUGUAACCCUUGAAUAUACCCAGACGGAGGAUGAGUUGAGACCGGCUGUCAGGGAGCUGUAUAUCGGCUGCAUACGUACAUUAUCAUCUUCCACCAAAAAGAAUGUGGAAUUCGUCUGGGACAAUGUGCAGCUCUUACAACAGAAGGGAUUCACCAUAGAACCAGUGAAAGCUGUGGUUGAUGCUGGACAGCGGAAAACUGUUUCUAUUACUUGGAUACCCCCUGCUGGAUAUGAUCCCAGUAAUCCUGCCACAAUGACCACAGCAAAACUGACGUUGAAAGGUGAUAUAACUGUGACGUACCAGGUUAUCUUCACAACACAAGUCGUGUCAUUAUGAAACUAGGAAACUCGAGCGCUAAGUCAUUUUUAUCUGUGGCACUUGAACUUCUGUUUAUUAAUGGAAACUUGUGUGUAACAUUACACCUGGAAAAAUAAAGCACCGUUUGUUUAAGCAAUAGAA